AUGAUCCUUGGCUCAGGCUGUUUUCUCCUUAAUCAUUUUGCAGUCGUAGUACAGGCGUCAAACGGUCACACUGAUGAGCGAGUGUCCCAGAUCUCCCUAUCUGUUUGCAGUGACGCAGCUGUGAUUAGCUGCGUCAAAUUCAUCAUUAUGUCAAAUUUUGAGCCAAAUGCUGUCAUCCGCGGCUUCCAGCUGACGAUUGUUGGCACUCUUCGUGCUUUGCAAAAUCCAAGGCUGUUCAAGCAUGAUCAUUUUCGACAAGCUGCUCUCGCUAUCAGUAUUGGCAUUGUUAUCCAGCUUAUCGUUCAAAUCCCGAUCAUUGCGGUCAGGGUCUUCAUCUGGUUCAGUUCAUGGGUUGUCAGUCUGGAAGAUGCCACAUGGGAUGAUAAACUUCUCAAUGGCCUCGACUUCUUGAACAAGUCCGUUCUGCAGGUUCCCUUCCUGCUCAUGACUCUCCUGAGAUACAUCACCCCAACAUUAGAUGACAUCUUCAUGGAAUCCCUCAACUGGGUCGAUACGACUUAUGUCCACAAGCACAAGACCGAGGACCCUAGAAGUCUGCGCGCCAUGUACUAUCCAAACCUAGUCCAGUACUCAACCAAGGGUGAAAAGGCCGAUUCUAAGCCAAUCCAUCAAGCGCUCAUGUCAUUCCUGAAGAGGUAUGGGCGUAAAGUUGGGAUGCUCCUGGGAAUCUACCUCGCUUCGCUCGUUCCGAUUGUCGGCCGAUUCGUGAUGCCCGCGGCCUCGUUCUACACCUUCCGCAGCGCCGUCGGAACCACGCCGGCUGCCGUCAUCUUCGGCACCGGUCUUGUCCUUCCGAAGCGAUUCCUCGUCACCUUUCUACACAGCUACUUUGCUUCUCGUAGUCUAAUGCGCGAGUUGCUCGAGCCGUACUUUUCCCGAGUCCGAUUUACCUCUGAGCAGAGACGUCGUUGGUUCUUGGACCGCGAGGGGGUUCUCUUUGGCUUUGCAUUUGCGUUCACAUUUGUUCUGAAGAUCCCCAUCAUCGGGGUCCUUAUGUAUGGCGUAGCCGAAGCCUCCACUGCGUAUCUGGUCACCAAGAUCACCGACCCUCCGCCUAGUCCGGCUCAGAGCGAGGGCUUUGCAGAGACGCAGACAACUUGGACAAACAAGCAUGACUUUUUGGGCCUGUCUCUGGACAAUCUGGACAAACUCAACUUGGCUGCACACGAACAGGAGCCUCCCAAAGCUACAAUCCCCGGGCGGAAGUUCACUUAG
This is a messenger RNA of Aspergillus calidoustus, 1236 nucleotides long. The record is from the annotation of a GenBank genome assembly. NCBI's taxonomy places the organism in Eukaryota, Fungi, Ascomycota, Eurotiomycetes, Eurotiales, Aspergillaceae.